This is a messenger RNA of Anopheles nili, 1520 nucleotides long. It is a transcript of the gene Ak1, whose product is annotated as adenylate kinase isoenzyme 1. Bases 405 to 1004 code for a protein of 199 amino acids. Gene Ontology annotation, cellular component: cytosol; cytoplasm. Gene Ontology annotation, molecular function: AMP kinase activity; ATP binding. The record is from RefSeq and is a predicted model, not a curated record. Lineage: Eukaryota; Metazoa; Arthropoda; Insecta; Diptera; Culicidae. The transcript is spliced from 5 exons. Gene Ontology annotation, biological process: nucleoside triphosphate biosynthetic process.
ACAGCAUCUACUGAUCGUGGGGGAGCGAGCUCAUAUCGCUUCGGUUGGGCGAGAGUGGUUGAUUAUAUAAAUAAAACAAAACCACCUCCCCCAGUCCGCCGUACGCCAUAAACAACGGUGGCGCACGAACGAACGAUCAAACGUCUCCACCUAACUCACCCUAUCCGCGAGUUUUCCUCUAUGGUUGCCAGCUAAACAGCGCGUUUUGGCACGCAUACAUCCGCGAGCACACACGUGGAACGCGAGGAAAUUGCGCGGCCCACCGGUCGGUUCUCACGGGCGGCAGAAUAGCGAACCGCGAGUUUUCGCAUUUCUCGGACCCCGCUUAGAAGCUCGCAACCGAGCUUGAGUCAGUAUUACUUGUGGAUUUCGUGCAGCAGGCCAGCCUCGCAAAGUUCGUUAUAAUGAUGCGCGACGCUAACGUUCCGAUCAUCUGGGUCCUCGGUGGACCCGGCUGUGGUAAGGGUACCCAGUGUGAGAAGAUCGUGGCCAAGUACAACUUCUCGCACUUCAGCACCGGCGAUCUGCUACGCGAUGAGGUUGCGUCCGGUUCGGAGAAGGGCAAGGAACUGCAGGAGAUGAUGAAGCAGGGAAUUCUUGUGCCAAACGAGAGCGUGUUGAAACUGUUGGAGGCUGCCAUGGUUAAGGCGUUGAACGGCACCGUUGGAUACCUGAUUGAUGGCUACCCUCGUGAGCCUGCUCAAGGACCGGAAUUCGAGAAGUUUAUCGCCCCAGUUGACAUCGUGCUAUACUUUGAGUGCUCGAACGAAACGUUGGUGGCUCGCAUCAUGAAACGGGCUUCCGAAUCCGCUACGGUUCGUGCGGACGAUAACGAGGAGACUCUGAAGACGCGCAUUGCCACCUUCCGGGAAAAUACGGAAAAGAUUCUGGUGCAAUACCCGACCCAGUUGAAGAGGAUUAACGCUGAGCGUGCUCCGGAGGAAAUCUUCGCUGAUGUCGAGAAAGCCAUCGACGAGCUGAUGGUGAAAAAGGGCAAAAAGUAAAUCUGCUAAGAGAUACUGUUCGUUAGCUUUAUCAGCGCAUGCAAUCCAGCAUCAAUGCACAAUCAUCUACACGUGCAGCGGUCGAAGAUGGAGUGAGAUUCUUGGAUGCCUCCAGGAUCUGAGACGACCGCAUUUUGCAAGAACACUUGCCGCACCGGGUGCUACACAACACGGAGUGAUCCCGCCAAACCGAAGGAAUCACAAAAGGCAAAAAAUAACAAACAAAUACGCUUAUCAAGUUCAAUAAUAGCUGUAAGAUGCUAGCGGCAAUGAACGUUUGUGUUAAAUCCAAGCAAUUUUGUGAAACUAAAGCCGGUGUAGGAUUUAUUUAGCGUAGCAUAAUCUAUCAAAAGAUGUUUGCCGUUUUGAUCGUCAUUUAAACUUUGCCAACUGUCCCUGUUGUACAAGAUGUAGCUCAAGCCAAAGAUAGCGUUUUAAAGUUUUGUCGUUUUGUCUAAGCGCCUAAUCACGGGAGAGAUUGUUCUAAUAAAUAAGAUUAAAUAACGAAAUUAUCAA